Molecule: messenger RNA, 3458 nt
Organism: [Candida] anglica
Lineage: Eukaryota; Fungi; Ascomycota; Pichiomycetes; Serinales; Debaryomycetaceae
Source: the annotation of a GenBank genome assembly
AGUUCACAACGGUUAAUAAAUACGUGUUUCCUCACUCUCUCCCGCUUACAUCCGCGUCUCUUUGCCUGUGUUAGUCGUAACUACAGGAAUAGACAUACAGAAAUACUCGGUGUAUCACCCAGUCUUCAACCCAGACCACCUUUUUAAUACCAUUUGUGGUGCAACGCAACGGUUCACAACCCGAACAAAACAACACAACUUUUACUAAAAGUUUGAAUUCGGAAAAAAAGGGAUAAAUUCCAACACAAUUUAAUUGCCAUUUAUCAACGCAACUUAGUACAAAAGUACGCCAUUCCCACCCCACAGAAACCUUUGUCUUUGCCAAAAUGUCUUCUGUUAGUGGGUCUAUAUAUCUCUGUGUGAAACAGUUUAAUGCCCGUUUAGGAGAUGAACUCAAUUUGAAAAUCGGUGAUAAGGUGGAAGUAUUGGCCGAUGAUAGUGAGUAUAACGAUGGAUGGUACAUGGGACGUAAUCUUUUGACAAACGAUGUAGGACUUUACCCCAAGACAUUCACUCAAUUACUUCAUACUCCGAAGAAUCCAGAAAACACUCUAUUAAGGUCUCGUUCUCGUAGAGUUGCUAGUUCCACCAGUAUCAACAAAUUGGCUGAAAAUGUCAGCAGUCUAUCCCUUAAUGCACCCCCUACACCUCCACAAAAGGAUACCUAUUUUCAAGGUGACUCCAAGAAUGAAAGCACUUCUAGUUUCAAUAAUAGCUACAACAAUCUGACUAAUGGGAGCUCUUCUAAUAUCCUCAAGAGCAAUGAGAAAUCAUCUAAUGGUUCAGAUUCUACCACCACAAAACCGGUAGUUCACAGAACAAUGAGUGAGAUUGAUAUGGCCUUAAAAGAACUUCAAGACCGUUCUUCACCUCCUAAACCAGGUGAGGGCCGUAAUGAUAAAGUACAACAUGAACAACAUCAUGUACCACCAACACCUCCACAAAAACAACCACUGCAUCCACAACAUCGUAGAGAAAAUUCAACCCAAUCACUCACAGAAGAUUUGGAUCCAACUGAAGCAGCUACAUGGACUCCCAAGCAAGUCUCUUCAUAUUUUGCCAUUGUAUUGGGCUUUGAUUUGGAAAUUGCUGGGAAGUUUGCCCGUCAUAAAAUCACCGGUACUAUUUUAUUUGAACUCGAUCUCACUCACUUAAAAGAACUUGAUAUUGAUUCAUUUGGUACAAGAUUUGAAGUUUAUAAGGAAAUUGAAAAAUUGAAACUUGCUUCAAAAUCAGGAACUAAUCAUAAUUCAAAUGAGACUACCAAGUUAGAACUGCCCGAUAAGAGUUUCCCUUACAAAAAGAAAGAUGAAUUGGAAGAGGAGUCGAAUAAUGGUCGUGCUAGACCCCACUCUCAAUUAAUGCCUCCAGCAGCUGUAACAGGUGGUAAUGACAGGCCAACCAGGGAAAAUUCAUCGUACAAUAAAUCACAUCAACGUCAAAGAUCACAAUCAUUGGAGAACAUUUCCUCACAAUUUGAUGUGCGUACCCCCAAGGCGGAUAAGAGAAGAAGUGUAGUUAUAACUCCACAACAAUCUUUCUUGUCACCUAGAAAAGCCCCAGAGCCACCAUCUCAUCAAAGUCCAUUGAACAAGUCCUUCAAAUUUGGUGCUCAUGAGAAUUCACCAGACGUUUCUUCUGGUAAUAUAUAUAACACUAGGAACAAUGCUCCUAAUACCGGGUUGGGAAUAUCUACCAAUGGAUUAAGUCGUCCUGCUUCUUCUAUCUAUGAUAAUUCCAUAAAUAGUCAUAACCGUAAGGAAUCUGGAUCUUCUCAAACACGUCAUAGAAGAAACUCUUCAGUGGCUUCUGGACAUCAUCGUCGUCAUUCUUCACUUUUCCUGUUUCUUUCUACAGGUGAAGACCUUACCAUCAAUGGUGACAAAACACCAAAGGCACAGAAAACCACCAGUGAUGACUAUUUCAGACAAAAAGGUGUUAAUGGGGCUCUUACUUCACCAGCAAACAUUAAGUCAGAGUCUCGUAAAAAACUUGGCUUUGAAACUUUGGAAGAACCAAUUGAUAUCGAUAAGGCUACAUUGUCUCCAAAGAAACUGAAAUCUGUAUCUUAUCGUACAGCCGAAGAUACCAAAUCACCCAGACCACUUUCUAAAGAAGGUGAAGAUAAACGUUCUGUUUCUGACUCAAACGCAAUUUCUCGUUUGAAAACGCUUAGAACAAGUUCCACUCAAAAUUUCCGUAGUUUGACUUCGCUGAAAAAGCUGAAGACAUCUGCUUUCCAAGAGGGAAUAAGACAAAUCACACCAGACGAAGCAAUCAAGAGUGCAAACUUUAGUGGUUGGAUGUCCAAGAAAUCCGGUAGUAACAUUGGAUGGAGAUCGAGAUACUUUACUCUUCAUGGUACAAGAUUGCUGUACUUUACUUCGUUGAGAGAUAAACGUGAACGUGGAUUAAUUGACAUAACUGCACACAAAGUAUUACCGAUUAAUACUGACGAUAGCACCAAUAAUAAUGACAAAUAUAUUGCUAUGUAUGCUUCAUCGACUGGAUUUGGAAGAUAUUGUUUCAAGAUUGUUCCGCCAGCUCCUGGAUUUAAGAAAGGUUUAACUUUCACCCAACCAAAGACUCAUUACUUUGCCGUUGAAACUCAAGAAGAUAUGCGUGGUUGGUUAAAGGCGUUAAUGACUGCUACCAUCGACAUUGAUGAUACCGUUCCAGUGGUCAGUAGUUGUGCCACACCAACCGUGACUCUCAGUAAGGCCCAAGAAAUGCUUGCAAGAGCCAGAGAAGAAACCAAAUUGAAGGAUGAAGAACUUCGAGCUCAAGGUUACUUUAGAGACGGAUUUGAUCAUGAUUACGCUAACAUGUCUACAAACACAGGAGAUACAACCGUCACUACCUAUGACCCAGCAGCAACUUCGCGCACUUCCUUGAACAAUCUGCUGUACGAACAACAUGAUUAUACCUCAGAGGAAAACUCGCCAUUAGUGGAUCUGUUGGAAAGACUACCAUCACUGAAAUCAAACCCAAAGUUGAGCCUUGAUACUACAUCUAGAAGUGCAUCAACCGGUGGCCACUCUUCAAGAACCCCAACAACACCACUGCAAGGUGGGUUUGCUUCUCCAUAUUUGCUUGCUUCUGGCCUUCUUUCGCCAAAGUCCGGCAAUGGGAAUCACAGUACUACAUCAGUUCCUCAAUCUUCAAGCAGAACCAAUUCUCCUUCUGUGACCACCACUGGUCUUGAUACCGGGGUUGAAGCUGGUGCAGGGUCAGGGUCAGCAACACCACUGACAUCCAAAUAUGAGUAUUUCCCAAUUGUGGAAACCACUCCAAAGCUGAUCUUUUCGAAUAGUAAUGGAAGAAUCGUUAGCGGAGGUAGUAGUCUUGCCAGAAAGAAGUCUGAUAAGAUGAUGGCAUACAGUAACGAUGGUUCUGGAAACCAUUCGUUUGUAAUCAAACAGAAGUCCAACAAGUAGAGUACGAGAGAAAUUCAAGAG